Struthio camelus australis is the source of this 704-nucleotide messenger RNA. The record is from RefSeq and is a predicted model, not a curated record. Lineage: Eukaryota; Metazoa; Chordata; Aves; Struthioniformes; Struthionidae.
UCCGCCGCGAGGCGGAAGGCUCGUGCCUCCGGGGCACGCCCCGGUGUAUAUGCCCCAGCAAAGCGAGGCUGGGCACUCAAACCGAUGCGUGCAGGAGUCUCUAAAGAACUACGGACACGUGAUGCUGCCAAGAGAACUUUCAAAGCAAGUACCAAAAACCCAUCUAAUGUCUGAAGAGGAAUGGAGACGACUUGGUGUUCAGCAAAGUCUUGGCUGGGUUCACUAUAUGAUCCAUGAGCCAGAGCCACACAUUCUUCUCUUCAGAAGACCUCUUCCAAAGGAUGAGCAAAAAUGAACUACCUUCUAGAAAUCUACUCCUAAAUCUUCUGGAACUUUAUGUAUAUGAGUGUAUAUAUGUUGGUAGUAUUCAGUGAAUACUUGAAAAUGUACAAAACAUACAUCCAUACCUGUGCAUGAGCUGUAUUAUUCACAGCAACAAAGCUCAGUCAAAUGCAAUUCCAAGUAGGCUGCUAUGGUGUUCAAAGAUUAAUGAAAUUUUCUUUACUGUUAAAGUGCCUAUUUGACUUUUCAUUGAAUUUUUGUUUAUUAAAGUUUACAUGUUGCAUGUUCUGACUAGAUGAUCACUUGUUACGUGUGUUCAGUAACUUUCACACUGAGCUUUUCUGCUAAACAGUGUAGCAUGUUCAAAUCCAAUGGCUCAUUGUUCAGUAGUAGGCAUAAAGAAAUAAACUAUUUUUAAUGCU